Cadophora gregata is the source of this 237-nucleotide messenger RNA. RefSeq lists its product as uncharacterized. NCBI's taxonomy places the organism in Eukaryota, Fungi, Ascomycota, Leotiomycetes, Helotiales, Ploettnerulaceae. The transcript is spliced from 3 exons. Bases 1 to 237 code for a protein of 78 amino acids. Gene Ontology annotation, biological process: proton motive force-driven ATP synthesis. The record is from RefSeq and is a predicted model, not a curated record.
AUGGUCCAAAUGUACACCAUCGCCGGUCGCCAAUUCGGCUCCCACGUGCUCGCUAUGAUCACCCUCGGUGCGCUCUUUGGAGGAACCGCUUUGUCAAUGGGAGGAUCGACCGCAAAGAAGACUCAAGGACCACCGAUCAACGCUUCGAGUCCUGACGAGGAGAGCUUCAUCAAGGAUUUCCUGAAGAAUGCAGAGGCGGAUGAGAAGAAGGAUACCAAGAAGGCGGGUGCUCACUAG